Aspergillus homomorphus CBS 101889 is the source of this 1276-nucleotide messenger RNA. Its product is annotated as thiamine-triphosphatase. Lineage: Eukaryota; Fungi; Ascomycota; Eurotiomycetes; Eurotiales; Aspergillaceae. Bases 416 to 1036 code for a protein of 206 amino acids. The record is from RefSeq and is a predicted model, not a curated record. Gene Ontology annotation, biological process: thiamine metabolic process; thiamine diphosphate metabolic process; dephosphorylation. Gene Ontology annotation, molecular function: magnesium ion binding; thiamine triphosphate phosphatase activity. The transcript has a single exon.
UUCCAUAUGACUGCGGAAGAUCAUAUCGAUUUGGUGGUAACUCAAAAGUAAGCGAGCCACAUCACGCGAAUUGUACAGCAUGAUUUGGGAACCCGUGCGAAGCUUCCGACUUCCCUAAAAUAUUUGAUUCAGAUUCUUCUCCUGGCCAGUACUCGCCAAUUCCCUACGCCAAUGUCACGCGUAACGACCACAGGUUUCGCAUUACUCACGCCUAGGAAAUUGAUCGCUGUCGUUGUCGCACGCUUUACACAUCAUCAAUUCAAGAGACCGGUCGCUAGAGAAACAGGCCACAACUGAAGCGUUUAUUUUUCUUUCUCAUUUGCCUACUGCCAAACCAGACGAGUAUAGACAACCUUGAGGUCUCUCACAAACCACUCUAACCUCAUUUUACGUGUGGCCUCGAUAGGAACUCCCAAUGAUUUCUCCCAAAACACUCACCUUAGAGGUAGAGCGGAAAUUCAGCCGACUUGCCGUGCAACCCCUAACGCGCACCGGAGGAUAUCCAGCAUUUCGAACCCUGCGGUACCUCGGUUUACAAUCUAUCCACGACAUCUACUACGAUCAGAAUGGGCAAUUAUCAUCGAAGGGUAUAUGGAUACGGAGAAGAAAUGGGCACUGGGAAGCGAAAAUAAAGGAUGGCGGGGAUUUUCAGAACUCGAGGUUCGUGGAGCUUCGCGAUUCGAAGGAGAUCUCUUACCACUUGAAGCUCUUGACGGGAAUCAAGCAACCGGAAUGCAACAACUUUGGCUUACAGAAGCUAGCCAUCUUUACGACUUCUAGACGAAGCUGGAUCGCCAAUGAGGAAUUUGAAAUCGUUCAGGAUAUCAUGGAUUUUGACAAUCACAUGGUCGGGGAGGUGGAAUUGAAACAUACGGUCGCCUUGAACCCUGAGAGUCAUCGUACUAUCGAACAAGAACGCGAGCUCAAGCUCAACGAAAUGGAUCUACGGAUUAAGGACUUCAUGAAUCACUACGCGUGGGCAUUUCAUGUGGGCAGACCAAAGGGCAAGCUCGCCGCAUUUCUUGAAAGAGACUGAAAGAGCUCAAUCAUCGUCACUCUGCAUAAUCCAACGUUUGGGGGAGGGGGUGAGUGAGCAUUACGCAUUUAGGGUGUGUUUUCCGACGAGCAAAGCUCAUUUUUUCGACGGAAAUUCAAGUGUUAUAAGCAGCUUUUGUGGGCAAAGAGUUGACACGGGGGGUGGACGGGAACCUUGAAGCCGAAAGCUUCACCAGGCUAAUUGUACAUGGAGCUGGACGAACCAAAACUCAUUAAUGCC